Messenger RNA from Brassica oleracea var. oleracea, 459 nucleotides. RefSeq names its product pentatricopeptide repeat-containing protein At1g60770-like. NCBI's taxonomy places the organism in Eukaryota, Viridiplantae, Streptophyta, Magnoliopsida, Brassicales, Brassicaceae. Gene Ontology annotation, cellular component: mitochondrion. The transcript has a single exon. Gene Ontology annotation, molecular function: protein binding. The record is from RefSeq and is a predicted model, not a curated record. The annotation marks the transcript as partial.
UCUGAAGUAAUGGAACAUAGAGGGAUGAACAAGACGGUGAGUGACCAAGCAAUCCAUCUCGAUCUCAUUGCUAAAGCUCGUGGAAUCGCUGCUGGGGAGUCUUACUUUGUCGAUCUUCCGGAAACAUCCAAGACCGAGCUCACCUACGCGUCUCUUUUGAACUGUUACUGCAAGGAGUUGAUGACUGAGAAAGCAGAAGGUCUACUCAACAAGAUGAAAGAGCUCAACAUUACCGUUAGCUCCAUGUCGUACAACAGCCUCAUGACUCUUUACACAAAGACAGGGCAGGCCGAGAGGGUUCCGGGGAUGAUUCAGGAGAUGAAGGCCGAGGAUGUCAUGCCGGAUUCUUACACGUACAAUGUCUGGAUGAGGGCUUUGGCCGCUACCGAGGAUGUUUCUGGGGUUGAGAGAGUUAUUGAAGAGAUGAAUAGAGAUGGUAGAGUUGCUCCUGAUUGGACU